This is a messenger RNA of Myripristis murdjan (pinecone soldierfish), 3481 nucleotides long. Its product is annotated as L-threonine 3-dehydrogenase, mitochondrial-like. The record is from RefSeq and is a predicted model, not a curated record. Lineage: Eukaryota; Metazoa; Chordata; Actinopteri; Holocentriformes; Holocentridae. The transcript has 10 exons. The coding region runs from base 139 to 1260 and encodes 373 amino acids. Gene Ontology annotation, molecular function: L-threonine 3-dehydrogenase activity. Gene Ontology annotation, biological process: L-threonine catabolic process.
UGCCAAAGCCAUGCGUCUUUAUUGUGCCGUACCACAAACACUGGCUGUCGGCGAGUCGGAGGAGGAGUAGUCUUAUGUUUUUUAUGUAAUCAUACAUCAACGUCUACUUCCCGUUUCACCUCGAAAAGGGCUUUGAUAAUGCUGGUGGUGAGGCUGCUGAGAGGUGCAGUGAGACAUGCCAGGAGAAGGCCCCUGUGCAGCACCGAGGGUUUGAGUCCAGCAGCGUGUGGCAUCAACUCGUCCCCACGCCGGGCCUUUGCCGAUGGGAGAGCUCAAAACUCAAACUGCACAGAGAUCGACCACCCCAAAAUCCUCAUCACAGGAGGGCUUGGUCAGCUGGGGGUAGGGCUUGCCAAGUUGCUGAGGAGGCGAUUUGGAAAAAACAACGUGAUCCUCUCCGACAUCCGGAAACCCCCUAACCAUGUCUACCACAAUGGUCCGUUCAUCUUCUCGGACAUCCUCGACUAUAAGAACCUCAGGGAGAUCGUGGUCAACAACAACAUCAGCUGGCUGGUCCACUACUCAGCUGUGCUCUCCGCUGUGGGAGAGAACAACGUCUCACUCGCCAAAGAAGUCAACAUCACAGGUCUUCACAACAUAUUAGACAUCGCAGCCGAGCACGGCCUGCGUGUGUUCGUCCCCAGCACCAUCGGCGCCUUCGGCCCGUCCUCGCCCAGGGAUCCCACCCCUGAGCUGUGUGUGCAGAGACCGCGCACCAUCUACGGCGUCUCCAAGGUCCACGCUGAGCUGAUGGGUGAGUACUACCACCACAGGUAUGGGCUGGACUUCCGCUGCCUCAGGUACCCCGGCAUCAUUUCUGCCGACUCCCAGCCUGGAGGAGGAACCACAGACUAUGCCGUCCAGAUCUUCCAUGCGGCUGUGAAGACCGGCUAUUUUGAAUGCAACCUUCGCAGCGACACACGGCUCCCUAUGAUGUACAUAGAUGACUGUCUAAGAGCUACCCUGGAGAUCCUGGAAGCCCCGGCGGACUCGCUGACCAGCCGCACCUACAACAUCAACGCCAUGAGCUUCACACCUCAGGACCUCACCCAGGAGAUUCAGAAAAUGCUGCCUGACCUCAAGGUCACCUACAACGUGGACCCAGUCCGACAGGCUAUAGCGGACAGCUGGCCAAUGGCAUUUGAGGACAGCGCGGCGAGGCGAGACUGGGGCUGGAAGCACGAGUAUGACCUCCCAGAGAUGGUGCAGGCCAUGCUGACUCACAUCACUCCGGGCAACCAGCUGGCACAGGCCUACUGAGGCUGCCGCAGCGCGUCCCGUCAGCGCCUGGGAAGGACAAUCCGUGGAGAUGAAGUAGUUUGACCCCCCCCCUUCCUCCCACACACACAUCCAUUUGUCACUCCUCUGACUGCACAUCAGGAAUGCGCAGUAUCAAUUUGAUCCAUCCCAAACUCCAUCCAAAGCUUUAGAAUCUGGGAAAAUGUAAUAGUGAGGAUUCAAGAGCGUUUUCCUCAAGCCUGCAGUAAUUUAUUCACAUUUUGGAAUUACAAAAUCGUGGCUAAACUUCAUCCAUUUUAACACGAUCACAUACUCUCUUCUUCAAGCUCUCAUUUUUCUUAAAACAACUGAAAAAUUUUGCCAGAGGAGUGAGGUAAUCAUAUUUGUUUCCACCGGUGUAGUUUCAUGUCUCAUCUUUAAACAAGCUCAGAACACUUCUCAUCAAAUUUUAAGACUCAGUGUUUUGUUAAGAUGGAUAUUUGCAAUGGCAAGAAUAAAAAUCUGACAAUGACAUUUAGAACCAAGUUAAGGUCAGCCAAAAGUACUGGAGGCUUAAAAAUGUUCCAGACAACUCAGCGUAGUAUUUUUUUUUUUUUUUUAGAUUUGUGGUGUUUGUCUCCAUCUCUGUCCAUCCUUCUCUUCGUCCUCAUCUGACCACCAUGUCCCUUCAUUUUUAUCUCUCUCCCGUCCAUCUGUCGUCUCGUGUCAAGAGAGAUUGUUGUGCACAAGACACAAUCAGGAUUGCAAGGAUGCAAUCAUUAAUGCAAAUCUGCUGCAAACUAAAGAUGUGCUUGAUGCCGUGCUGAGAACAUGCUGGGUACCACUUCUAAGUUACUGAAUCUUCAAGAGAUAUUUUAGUCUUUUUCUGAAAGUAUGUAUGUACAUUAUGGACGUCCUUGUUCUGUUCUGUGUGUUAGUAUUUAGAUGACUUAGCUUGUCUAUGUGAACAGGACAGCGUGGCAUAUGUAGCAGACAAACACAGGCCUUAGGGGGCGCUACUGCUCCAGAAAAAAGUGUCAGCCUUUUAGUCAGAGCCGCUCACCAGCUGGCCAACAAUAUAAGCACUGGGACUGUCACCAUAUCAGGGUGUCUGCAGGUCCUUAGGCAGUCUUAAGAUGCCUUGAAAGUCAUUAAAUAGUCUUAAAUUUGACUUAAUGAGGUCUUGAUUUCCACAUUAACAUUAAAUAAAAUUUCAGUUAUCCAUCUUUACACUCAUUUGAAUAAGAAAAAGAUCAUUUUUCCAAAAGUCACAAUUAAAUUUUCUUAAAAUUUGUCUCGAAAAGGACUUAAACAGCAUUGAAUUUUAUUCCCUGAUACCUGCAGACACCCUGGAUAAACCAUUACUGACGAAAUCGAAAUUGAUGAAAUUUUAUAUCAUAUUAGUAAUUCAUUUCCCAAAAAGAAGAGAAAAUACUAUUAUUUAUUUAGCUCAGAUUUUCUAUAGAUACUGUGAUAAUAUCGUUUUUGUAAAUUCUUGUGGCCAUGAUAAUCGUGUGGUGAAGACCUGAUAUUGUGACAGCCCUAAUAAGUACUGUAGCCUUAGUUACAAGAGCCUUCACCACAGGUGCUGUUAGUGUAGGUGUUGGGAGAGUGACAGUAGCUCGCGAGGUGCAGGAGGGUUUUACGGGUGCUUCAGCCAGAGUUGCCUGCAGCAGCUUUUCACAUGUGAUUAUUGUGUCCCCCUUCAUGGAAAUCCAGCAGGGCUGUAGGUCUUAAAUGUUUUUUAUAGAAUUUUGAGCAGCCUGCAAAAACUAUUUUCUCAUUUGCACUAGUGUGCUUUAAAUUUUGUUUAAGUUCAUUUACGCUGUCCUUUAAAUUAUUCCUCUCUCUGCUUUCUUUUUAGAAGCUGUCUUGGUGCUAUAUAUUUAUGUAUAUUUAUGACUGUCAAAUGCGUUAGUGGUUUCAAUUCCUGAGGAAACUUGAACACUCCUCAGCUGUGGUGCUUUGGGCUCUGUUUAAAAACUAGCUUGACCUGCUCUACCUGCUUAAUAACAUUUGGAAAUAGCUUAAAUGAGACAAGUGGGCAUGAAGAGCUCUUUUUUCAAAUAAUGGUGAUUUAUGCUACUUUUUGCCACUCCAAUCAAACCAAAAAAAUGUUUUUGGGUUUUUUUGUUUUGUUUUGUUUUGUUUUGUUUUUUUUAAUUAAAUCCUUGUAUUAAGCCAAUUUUGUCUCAUUUUCUCUGUGACCACUCACAUGUAUUGCAUCACAUGUAAUGUAUCUUAUGGUUAUACUGUAUGUUUG